CGAACUUGAGCAGUUGGGAGAUUAGAAAGACAAGGGUAUACGUGAGUAGCGGUCGGUAUGCCCUCAUAUUUCUAUCACCUCGCGGUCGAACUAUUUGCUCGCCCUCAUUCCGAUCUCAGAGGCGCCGGUGCAGGCGCGGACCCCCAUUCUACCACUUCGUUAUCGUUCGACUCCGCAUGUGAAGCUCUGCUUCCGUUCCAGAAACGCCCACGACAUCCACAGAACGGAAUCAACCGUUACGCGCGUCAAACCUCGAAUGGAAAGCGACCCCGAAACUCCUCGUCAGAUCAUUUUGUCGAUACCGCUCACACUGCCGCUGCAAGCGCAUCUACCCCUCCUCAUCUCUAUACAAUAUCUCCAACAAGCGCAUCGGACUUCGAACAGGACCUUCGACUAGACAAAGUCUCGAUCGACUGCGUUGAUAUGAUCCCCUCGAAUCAAGAUACAGCUGUCUCGAACCGGACAGGCUGGCGGGCACCCCGCGACAAUCCCGUCACGACGGGCAUCGGAACGGAUAUCUUGGGCGGACUUCGCACCAAAGGGAAAUACAUACCGUUGGACCAGAGCACGUCGGAAAGCAUCUGGGGUAUCGUGCAUCUCUAUCGGGAUGCACAGGAGACGCCAUACUUGAUUGAAGAGGAGUAUCCUUCCGAGUUGAAAGGAUCCGCGGCCGCGGCCAGACAACCCUUCGAUGAGGGGGCAAGUAGUCGAGGUUCGCGGCAGGAUGCGCUGCGGGUCGAGGAGGCCAUGCCGGACGAGGACUGCACCACGCUAUGCAUCCUCGCCGUGCCGUCGUACAUGUCACCGUCGGACCUCCUGGGGUUCGUGGGCGAGACGACCAUGAACGACGUCAGCCAUUUCCGGAUGAUCAGGACGGCUCGCGCGAAUCGGUACAUGGUUUUGAUGAAGUUUCGCAGCGGGAAGAAGGCGAAGGAUUGGCAGAGGGACUGGAAUGGGAAGGUGUUUAAUAGCAUGGAGCCUGAAACCUGCCAUGUCGUUUUCGUGAAGACGGUCGAGAUACAAGCCAUUGGGUCCGGAACACUCUCCCUGGGCAACAGUCAACAAAAUGCACUUCGCUCCCCGCAUACUACCACAGCCAGUGCGGUUCGUACCGGCUCUGCUUCCACCUCCGCCGCUCCUUCGGCAACGCUCUCAUCCCGACCUCUCGCCCCUCCUACCCCCGCGCUCAUCGAGCUACCUACAUGUCCGGUUUGUCUGGAACGUAUGGACGAGACAACGGGCCUACUGACCAUCAUCUGUCAACAUGUCUUCCAUUGUACGUGCCUCCAGAAAUGGAAAGGCAGCGGCUGCCCCGUGUGUCGCUACACGCAGCACGAUAUCCGUCGCACCAGUCAGGGGAUGCUUAUGUCUCCAGACGAGGAGUCGACGGCCGAGUGCACCGUCUGCCACUCCGAUAUAAACCUCUGGGUGUGCCUGAUCUGCGGCAGCGUGGGCUGCGGGCGGUACGACGGCGCGCACGCCUUUGCACACUACAAGGAGACCGCGCACGCGUUUGCGAUGGACCUGACCACGCAGCGCGUGUGGGACUACGUCGGCGACGCCUACGUGCACCGCAUCAUCCAGAGCAAGACAGACGGCAAGCUGGUCGAGCUCCCCGCCGCGGACCACAGCGCCCUCGACCCGCCGGACUGGACGGACGCCGUACCCCGCGAGAAGCUCGAGAACAUGAGCGUGGAGUACACGCACCUGCUGACCAGCCAGUUGGAGAGCCAGCGCGCCUACUUCGAGGAGGUCGUCGAGCGCGCCGUCGACAAAGCGUCGCAGGCCAGCGCCGCCGCGUGCACCGCGCAGGACGCGGCGCAGACAGCUGUCAACAGCCUGCGCGGCUUGCAGGCGCAGUACGACACGCUGACGGGCGAGACGAUCCCCAGUCUGGAGCGGGACAAGGUCCGCGCGGAGAAGCGCGCGGAGCGGUUCGAGGCCAUGGCGCGCAAGCUGGAGAAGGAGUGGCGUGAGGAGAAGACAAUGAACGGUAGUCUCAUGGAGCGCAUCCAGCAUCUCAGCGCCGAGGUGGAGGCGCUCAAGGUCGCGAAUGCGGAUCUGACGGAGCAGAAUCGCGACCUGACGUUCUUCAUUAGUGGGUCGGAACGCUUGAAGGAUCAGGGCGAGGAUGUGCAGGAGGGAACGGUUAGUGUGCCUGAUCCGCCGAGUGGUGGGAAGAAGAAGGGGAAGGGAAGGAGGAAGUAGUAGGCUAUUUCGUUUCUCACAUGAAAACAGUAGCCGGUUAAACUGAAAUGGCAGUAUCACUCGCUGUCCAAGAACCAUAAUCGAACCGCUGAUAUUCUGCAUGAAAAUAAAGAAACCCAAUAGUCUAUCGGCCGUACACAC
This is a messenger RNA of Aspergillus homomorphus CBS 101889, 2349 nucleotides long. RefSeq names its product putative RING and UBP finger domain protein. Gene Ontology annotation, molecular function: ubiquitin protein ligase activity; zinc ion binding. Lineage: Eukaryota; Fungi; Ascomycota; Eurotiomycetes; Eurotiales; Aspergillaceae. Gene Ontology annotation, biological process: protein ubiquitination; Ras protein signal transduction. The record is from RefSeq and is a predicted model, not a curated record. The coding region runs from base 58 to 2208 and encodes 716 amino acids. The transcript is spliced from 2 exons. Gene Ontology annotation, cellular component: cytoplasm.